This is a messenger RNA of Saprolegnia diclina VS20, 1095 nucleotides long. RefSeq lists its product as hypothetical. Gene Ontology annotation, cellular component: membrane. Lineage: Eukaryota; Oomycota; Saprolegniomycetes; Saprolegniales; Saprolegniaceae. The transcript is spliced from 2 exons. The record is from RefSeq and is a predicted model, not a curated record. Gene Ontology annotation, molecular function: ATP binding; ABC-type transporter activity. The coding region runs from base 43 to 1095 and encodes 350 amino acids. Gene Ontology annotation, biological process: transmembrane transport.
GUCGCCACUCACUUUUCCAUUUUCCCUCAUCCAACAACUACCAUGCAGACAAAAGACGUCGACAGCUACGCGCUCGUCACGACGCCCAAGAACAACGAAGCGCCACCGAGCGAGACGCCGACGAACACCGCCCCGAUGGUGUCCUUCGCCAAACUCUUUUCAUUUGCCGACACGACCGACAAGGUGCUCUUGGCGCUCGGGACGCUCAGCUCGAUGGUGCUCGGUGUCGCGCAGCCGCUGCAGAUCGUCUUCUUCGGCAACGUUGUCAACGCCUUCAACCCGACAUCGGCCACAGGCGCCGACGCAUUCCGCGAUAGCAUCAACCGCACCGUCAUCCAGUUUGCCAUUAUGGGCGCUGUCGUGCUCGUCACAGGCGCAACUCAGAUUGCAUGCUGGAACAUUGCCGCCGCACGCCAGACCAAGCGCCUCCGCCACGCCUACGCGACGGCCAUUCUGCGCCAGGAGGUCGGCUGGUUUGACGUCAACGAACCCAUGCAGCUCGCAACCCGCGUCGCCGACACGACGCUCAUCAUCCAAGAAGGCAUGGGCCGCAAGGUCGCGGAUGCCAUCAACUUUAUGACGAUGGGCCUCACGGGCAUCGUCGUCGGCUUUGUCUACGGCUGGGACCUCACGCUGGUGCUUCUCGCGCUCUCGCCGUUCGUGGCCGGCAGUGGCUACUACAUGGUCAAGACGAUUGCAGCUGCGACCCAAGGCGGCGUCGAGGCGUAUGCAGAGGCGGGCGGGGUCGCUGAAGAAGCACUGAGCAACAUCCGCACUAUCCACGCGUUCAACGCGAUGCCGACGGUCGUCAAGAAUUACAUGGCGGCCUUGCGCAAGACCGAAGCUGCCGGCGUCAAGAAGGGCCUCGCGGUCGGCCUUGGCACUGGUGGCAUGUUCUUUGUCAUCUUCUGCACGUAUGCGCUGGGCCUGUACUACGGCGCCGUCCGCGUCAGCACCGACCAGAUCACGGACAAGUGUGUCGGCAGCGGCUGCUACGACGGUGGCCGCGUCAUCAUCCUCCAUGGCGCUCGGCCAGGCCGGCCCUGGUGCGCAAGCCAUCUUUGCGGCCCGCGCGGCGGCCUACAGUGUCUUUGA